This is a messenger RNA of Sitodiplosis mosellana (orange wheat blossom midge), 3025 nucleotides long. RefSeq lists its product as uncharacterized. The transcript is spliced from 6 exons. The record is from RefSeq and is a predicted model, not a curated record. NCBI's taxonomy places the organism in Eukaryota, Metazoa, Arthropoda, Insecta, Diptera, Cecidomyiidae. The coding region runs from base 31 to 2301 and encodes 756 amino acids.
GUUUUUUAAAAUUAUUUUUCUACUCAGCGCAUGCAUCCUCUGGAAUACGAAAGAUAUACGUCUUUGAAAAGACCAUAUGCACAACAAACAGAGCUGCUGCCAAUGUUUCAACCGAUUUUAACCCAGCCAACACUGCCCGAUAUGGAUCUACAACAGUCUGUUGUGUCAACGAUUAAAAGUGAAGAUUUGGAGUUUGUUGACGUGAAUCAGGAUGAAAUGCCCGGUGAAACUUGGGACAGUUUUGAAUCGUCAGACUUUUAUGAGAAUUUGGAUAAUCAUCAGCCACAUGCCGAGACAGCAGCUUCGUCAACAACCAAGACAAUUCCACCAAAGUGGACCGAGAUUUACGAGUCGGGUUCGAACAACGAUGCCAUGUACGGUGGAGACAGUAAUGACGAAUCGAAUGAGUACAGUGACAGUAGAAUGUACCAUGACAGCAGAAGGCCACCGCUACUGUUUCGCGGUGGAUUUUUCCGGUUUCUUAAAAGAGACGGCGUUUCAGUGAGAGCAGAGUGCUUGAACUGUAGACAUGGCAAUGUUUACAGUGGCCACAUGUGGUCUAGCUCGAAUUUUAUCAAACAUUUAAGCCGAAUGCAUCCUAAAGACUACGAGCGAUUUUUGGCCAUGAAAGCAGAUGAAAAAUCGUCGAAUCAUCACGAUCGCAAUGAAAGUCAAGCUAACCAGGCGUCCAAAUUUAAUCAAAAAGACUUCGAUCGAAUUGUAUUAAAUUUCAUGAUCAGUGGCAUGCACUCGCCCAAUUUACUCACAGAUCCAUCAUUUUCAACGCUACUUAAUGACAUUGCAUCACAACGCACAACAGCAGAGUCGUCGACAAAACCGUACCAAAUAAUCUCGCCAUCGGUACUAGUUGGAGAAAUUGAUGAGCGCCUUUCUGUGAAAAGAGAAUAUUUAAUAGCAUCGCUAAAAGCCGUGUCGAGUGUAUCAACAGCGAUUGAUGUUUGGACGGUGCGUCAGAAGACCUUUAUGUCGGUCAUAGUAAAUUGGAUUGAUUCGAAGGAUUUUCAACGAGUGUCGAAUGUGAUUGGUUGUGAAAUAUUCAACGGUUCCGAAACAACUCAAUCUCUUUUUGAGCGGCUGCAGAAAAUUUACUGUGAAUAUGACCUCAGUAAUAAAAUUGUUGCUUCGGUCACAAACAAUAAUCCGCAAUAUGAAACGGAUGCCGCUGGGAAUGAAGUGAAAUAUUUGCAAAUUAAUGGUUUGUCGAUGCAUAUAAAAAGUCCAACACAUUUAUUCGAAUUGAUUGGUCUGGAAGGAUCUCACAAGGCACUAAAUGACGAGCAAUACGCUGCGAUUCACAGUUCAGCCUUCACUAAAUUCAAUGCAUUAGUUGAACAUGCCAAAGGUCAGAGUGUAUCCGAAAAAUCUGCAUCGAUUUUAAAUGCAAUAUUCAAUCAUCCGUCGAUCGGGUCAAAAGUCAUUGAAAUUUAUAACAACGUUUCGAAUUUAGUAACGUGUGACCAUCAAAGCUUAAAUGAAAUUCUGACCGAGAUCGAAACUCUCGCAUUGACCCAAGUGGACAUUGAUUUUUUGAAAGAAUAUGCCAUCAUUUUGGAACCAAUUGCAACGGCCAUUGAGUACUUGCAGAAAAAUAAUUGCUAUUAUGCAACGCUAUUGCCAAUGGUUUACAGCAUGAAGGACAAUCUGAUGGAUGUGAAUAACCGAGGGCAGAUUCAGUUGUGUCAACCACUUUUGGCAGCUAUUUUGAAUGGAGUCGACCAACACUUUGACCAUUUAUUCGAUUUUAGCAGCGAGAAAAGUGCACCGGCUAUCAUAGCCACCUGUACACAUCCGUUUUUUAAGAUGCGAUGGUUAAAAGGAGACCUGAAAACGCCGACAAACACCAAUCAAAUAUUGGACUUACUCGUUAAAGCAGCUAAAAAAUAUGAUGGCGAUACGAAAAAGGAAAAUGAAGUACAAGGAACUUCAGCUAGAGAUGAGCAAAAACCACCGGAGAAAAAGUUCAAGUUCAGUUUUGACACCUCGUUAAAUGAGGAGACGACCGAUGAAACAAUGAUACAGAUGGAUUUCAUGUCAUUUCUCAAGAAACCAUGUCAAAAUGACGAAACCAAUCUGGAAGAACUAAAAUUGCAUCCAUGGGUGCAAAAGCUAUUCAUGAGAUAUAAUUCAAUUAUAUCAUCCACUGCAGCGCUGGAACGCUCAGUUCCAUUAUCAGGUAUGGAAAAUAACAUUAUUGAAGGAAGCAAAUCGAUAUACAAAAUUUUAUUGAAGAGAAAAAUUAGCAUCAAGAAAUAUUUUGAAAAAAUUCACUUGAAUAUUUAAAUUUUCAUAUGAGCUCGUGAUUCAAUGGAGAAUUGACUUUUCAUGCGAGUGAAAAAAAAAAGUAGUUCCACUGAGUGAAAAUCAGUCAGAAUGAGUAAAACGAUAGAACCACUCACAAUGAACGAGUCACUCAUUGAAUGACCGAAUUGUUCAUCUCAGUUCUUCUAAAGAAAAAACAAUUCUAGAUCAUUACCUUGUCAUCGACAUUUUUAUAGAAACACUCAACAGACAAAAAAUCAGACAAUGUGCCUGGAAAAAUAUGUUUAAAAUGCUUGAACACAUUUUUUCAAAUUGGUAUUUUUCCCUCUGAAAAAUCCAUUUUCCGGCAAAAAAUUGAAAAAACUGUAUUUUUCUUUCACUUUUUUUCAGAUUUGAUCCGCAAAUCGCAGUCGGCAUGCUACACCGAUGAGAUAUUCAGUAAAUUCGGACUACUUCGAGCUAAGAAACUAUUGAAUUGAAUUUUUUCUUAAUAAUUUCAAAUUAUCACAUAUUGGGAGAUGAUACAAAUUUUUAGCUUAAGCUUAAAAUCGAAUGACAUUUAACAUACGCACAAAAAACCAUAGUUUUAGGCGAGAAAUUAAAUUAUUGGUUAAUGAUAGGUGUGAAAAUGAAAAGGGAUUUUGUGUUUUAAUUCGUAGCCCCGUUGCUUGGCUUGGAAAAAGAAAUUCCUACAGAAAUCAAAAAUUCUUCAAUAACAACAAACUAUUUUGAAAUUCAUUAUAAA